AAUGGCCGAAAAAAGCGAUCAAGAAAAGAACGCCUCUCCUGCAAAAGACGGAGGAAGCCACACCAUUCCAUUAGAGGAUGAAGAUAAAGUAACACAAGAAGGACAAUUUGUCGGAGCAACAUUGGAGCUAAAUGACAGCAACAAAACCGCGUCUGAUUCGGUGACAGUCAAUUUUGCUGGACCUGUGUCGGACAACAAGUCUCCAAAACAAACUACAACAACAACCAAUUCGGCUGCUGGAAACCAGGAAGAGGGCAGUGGAUUCAAUAGGAACCGUCCAGGCUCUGUGAUUGGAGGCAGAAGUGUCCAGAGUACAUCAAGUAGAACGUCAAUGAGACCUGGUUGUAUCAAAUCAGACGGAGAAACUAAAAGUUACUUUAGUUACAAGGUAGCGGGAAUGAAUUUUAAUAUUGCUGUAGAUGAAUGUAGGAAACAUAUUAAUGAUGAAUUGGAUGGUAAAUAUAUUGGAAGGUGGUUGCUAUCUGAAAUUGACCACUGGAAUUUGGAUAAAGAGAAGUUGGUAAUAUUAACUGACAAUUCUAUUUUGGUAUUUAAAUAUAACUUUAUUACGCAAGUUUUAUUUGAGUUUAAACGUAUAAUGUUACAUGGUAUUGAUACUAUAGCUAUUGGUGACUUCAAAUACCCUGAUUACUCUGUCAUGCCUGACAGAAAACAUGGUGGAAUCCAGAUUCGCUGGAAUAAAGGUCAAGAACCAACAUUCGGUCAACGCUGGAAUCCCUGGUCCACAGAUAUCCCAUGGUUGUGUUUUGCUCACCACCCUGUACUGUAUCAUCCUAAAGAGAACGAAACUACAACUUACAAUGUAGAUGAUUUCUAUGAGAGUUUGGUACAGGCUGCUAGUAAAUGUUUUGAAGAGAAACGUCCUGGAGAAAAUAUCACAAUUGUUGAAGGUCCAAUACUUAUUAACAGCUACGCUAGCGUUGCAGCUGUCGUACAUAACCAAAGUGGUAUCGGUUUCUUUAGAGAUAGAAAUGGUAUUUGUUAUUGAAAUUGUUAAAAACCAAACAUCUAUUUUGCUCACUUAUUUUGUGAAUUUCGAAAAAAUAAAACCAUUAGUUAUUUGUGUCAAAUGAAAUCAUUCAUACAAUAAUUUUCCAUCAUACUUGGACUGUGUUAGUUCUCAAUGGCCAAUUGCUUUUACUACCUAUAUAUUAAUUGAAAUUAGGAGAUCCUUUUUUGUAACAUCUAACUUACUAUCACCUUUAAACAUUUAUAUUUCAAUUAAUUCUGAACUAAACUGACUGUUCUGUUUUAUUGAUUACAAAAUGUACACAACAAUUCAUAGUGAAAUUGAUCACCAGUUCACAUAUUUCUACUGUAUUCUAUUUUAACAAAGUUCUAAUACAGAAAUGCCUGUAAAUUAUCCUACCCACAAAUUUAUGAGCAUAAAUUAGACUUUUUCAUAAAUAUAAAAUAAAUAUUAUAUUCGUUAUUAAUCCUUUUGUCAGAAAUAAAGAUUAAAUUGAACAAUAUUUUGAUAAUAAAUAUUUAUAUUUUGAUUAUAAUAACGUUACUAUAGUGAAGAUUGUAACAUUCAAUUUACACUGUUACUUGUUUGUGCAUCACCAUCUAUUUGUUUACAUUAUUAAUUGUUGUAUUUAAAUUAGAUUAUAACAGAUCUCAAAUCUACUUGACAAUAGUUUUGAGAUCUCUUUGUUCAUGCACAGAAAAAGGCAGAUUAUAAAUUAGACUGUGCCUUUUUUUUUGAAAAUUUGAUAUGUGAUGUUAAAUGGUUAAUGCAAAUAUUUGAUAUAUCUUAUUGUGAUGUACUAUUUCUUAAUGUUCCUUAUUAUUUUUUUCUGUUAUAUGAUAAAUAUGUAAUCAAACUAAUUUAUUUUCAACUUAUAUUUCUUAUGAAAAGAAUCAACACCUCUUUUACAACAUAAAACUUUUAAUAUGAAAUUUAUAAACCUUGAAAGAUCCAUGACAUUGGCUACUUAUUAGUACAACAUGAAACCAGUUCUGACACUAUUUAUCUUAAGCAAGCAGAUGCUAUGGAUGUAUUUACCUAUUUAUAAAACCAAUAUGUUUUAAUUUUCUUACAUAUUAUUAUUAUUAGAUGUUAAUAUAUUAUUAUUGAUUAUAUAAUGUGGGUUCUAUGUUGAUCACUUACUGUUGAAACUACAUAGGGUGUAUGGCUUUUCUUGUUGGACAAACAGGUAGUAGGUUAUGCACUUUACUGAUAUAAACAGUUCUAAUGUCCAAAACUUGUUGCCUCAGAUAACUGCUGAUGAAAGAUUUGACCAGCUUGAGCCUGACAAACUAUAAGAUUUGUUUAAAGAUUCUCUGUAUUCACUGGUAUGGAUGAAUUCAGCCCAUUUUACAGGCAUCAUUUUGAGAAGUCAACAAGACUUGGACCUGAUUUAGUAGUUGUUCAAUGAAUUUGAUUUCACAGACUAUGCUUGAAUUAAUUGUUGAUUUUUUUUAUUUUUUUUACAAAUUCUUGUUGAUCUUUAUGUCUUAAUGUUUUUUUAAAGAGGAAAAAAGUUAAAAGAUAUUUGAUUGCUGAAAACAUAAACAUUAAAGUUGUGUAAAUAGCACUGAUGAUAAAACAUACUAGUUCCAAUUGCUAUUUAAUCUUGUACAACUUGCAGUUUUGUUUUUGUGCACAUAUAUUGGCUUGUGUGUUGUGAUGAUAUUUUAACAACAAAAUUUGUUUUUUCUGCAUAUAUUGGUUGAUAUUGUUCAGGAUAUUCCACUAUGCAUCUUAUAUUACUCUGAAGACUGUAUAAUUUGUGUGUUCACUGCAUAAUUUAGUUAAUUUUUCACUUAAUAGAUGCAUUUAUAUUUAACUGCUUUGAAUUAUGAUCAUAUUUUAUAUUAUACCUCACAGACAAAGCAGCAAAAUAGUAGUUAAACUUCCAAAAUAAUAAACCUUCUUAGAAUUGAAAUGGCACAUUUAACUAUUUAAACUACCUUAACUUUAUAAUUUGGAGAUCUAUGAUUGGUCAAUAUGUUAGAAUCAUUUUCUUUGAAACAUUUUUUGACAAGAAAAAAAAAAAAUUUUUUCAAUGUAUCAAUUUCUUACAAAUUAAAUGUGCCAUUAUUGUUGAAAUAAAAAUUUUUCCUAAAAUAUCUCUUGGUUAUUUCAAAUAGAUUUGUUUGAGCAUUUCAUGUUCAGUAUUAGAAAUUAGUUGAAGUUGUUUUAUUAUCAUAUUUUAACAAGCCUAAGCCUUGUUUGAUGACAACUUUUAAAAAUGUAACCCAAGGAACAUUCCAUUUUAUGGCAUAGUGCCAUGUAGUCCCUCAUAUAAUGUGUUUAAAAACCACUAAUUGCUUAUUAUUAUUAUUAAAUUUGAAAGGUCCAUUACAAUAUUGAUUUUGAUGUUCGAUAUUAUUAAUUAGUUGUUAACACUUACAAUCUGUGAUUUCUCUGUUGCAUAAUUUUCAAUAAGUGUGUUUCAAUAUAAAUAAACCAUACUUUUUGUCUGUGA
Messenger RNA from Lottia gigantea (owl limpet), 3455 nucleotides. RefSeq lists its product as hypothetical. NCBI's taxonomy places the organism in Eukaryota, Metazoa, Mollusca, Gastropoda, Lottiidae. Gene Ontology annotation, cellular component: cytoplasm. The annotation marks the transcript as partial. The transcript is spliced from 4 exons. The record is from RefSeq and is a predicted model, not a curated record.